Molecule: messenger RNA, 1063 nt
Organism: Phlebotomus papatasi
Lineage: Eukaryota; Metazoa; Arthropoda; Insecta; Diptera; Psychodidae
Product: splicing factor C9orf78 homolog
Exons: 4
Coding region: 110-997 (295 amino acids)
Biological process (GO): mRNA splicing, via spliceosome
Cellular component (GO): spliceosomal complex
Source: RefSeq, a predicted model, not a curated record
AGAUGGUAAAAGUGAGGUUAGAAAAGCAUCAGCGUAUUGUUUUUCCUCCCCGGAUUUCAAGAUUUUAGUAAGUUUUUCUGUGAAAAAGUGACUAAUAAGAGUGAAAAAUAUGUGUGAUGACGAAGAACCAUCCAGUUCAGAGAAUGCGGUUAAAUUUAAGUCCAGAGGAAAGAAAUGUUUAAGGAAAAGACAAGUUUCUUCGGAUUCAGGCUCAAACGGGGAAGAAAGUGACGAGGAUCUCAAUGCUAAACUUGAGGAGAUGAAAGAGCGCCAGAAGCUGAGAAUCCGCCCAAAAGGAGUCAGUAUUGUUGGAUUGGCCAUUGGGAAGAAGACAACGAUUGAGGAGGAUUUAACAGUGAAAGACCCUUUCAACAUCAAAACAGGAGGGAUGGUCAAUAUGCAGGCUCUAAAAGCCGGCAAAGUGAAAACUGUCGAUGAUGCUUAUGAUACCGGGAUCGGGACUCAAUUCUCGGCAGAAACCAACAAAAGAGAUGAAGACGAGGAGAUGAUGAAGUACAUUGAGGAGCAACUGAACAAGCGGAAGGGGCAACAGCCUGAAAAUCCAGAUGAUCCACUCGACAAUCCGGCAAAGUAUUUGAGUCCGGAAGAAGCAGCUCUAUUGGCUCUUCCGGAUCAUCUGCGACAUGGAUCAGCUCAGCGAUCUGAAGAGAUGCUCUCGAAUCAGAUGCUGAGUGGAAUUCCCGAAGUUGAUUUGGGAAUUGAGGCCAAGAUAAGGAAUAUUGAGGCCACCGAGGAGGCCAAACAGAAGUUGCUGCUAGAGCAGAAGAACAAAAAGGAAGGUCCUUCCCAAUUUGUUCCCACGAAUAUGGCUGUUAAUUUCGUCCAGCACAAUAGAUUUAACAUCGAAGAUGAUUCGAGAAAGAGGAAGCACAGAGAUCAUGAAAAUGAAGAUGGUCGUAAGGAGAAACAGAAUCCCAAGAAAGCCACCGAUGAUUAUCACUAUGAUAAGUUCAAGAAGCAAUUCCGGAGAUAUUAAACUAAGUUUUUCGCUAGAUUUAGGAAAAUUUUAAUAUUUAAUAAAAAAAAGCUUAGGUAAAACAAA